AUGAUAUCGUUGAUCAACAACGCAACGGACUCGAAGCUCAGUGCCAGCAGGACUACGGCUACAACCCGCCUGCCUGUCUGUACUCUCGAGGCGCCGACCAGACCGCAGCCUUCAGGCCCCAGUACAGCUGUUUCGAAGACCGGAAUAAGAACAGUCCUCACGAUCUGCCUUCGUGUCAGCAUUCUGACCCCCAGCAAGAGCACAGGUUCCUCUUACCACGAAGAGUCGGAGGACAGUAAGCGGAUCCGCACGGCCUACAGCCGGGCGCAGCUGCUGGAGCUGGAGAAGGAGUUCCAUUUUAACAAAUACAUCUCCAGACCCCGCAGGUACGAGCUGGCCGCCAUGUUGAACCUCACCGAGAGACACAUCAAAAUAUGGUUUCAGAACCGACGGAUGAAAUGGAAAAAGGGGGAAACGAAAAAAGCCAAGCACUCGGAUGCUGAGCAGAAAGGGAAUACCGAAGAAGGCGAGCAGAGUGUGGAGAACGGCACGCAGAAAGGAGACCCCUUACCGCUGGGCUCAGAGACCUUCCCGAGGGACUGGCCUUGA
Molecule: messenger RNA, 549 nt
Organism: Megalops cyprinoides (Indo-Pacific tarpon)
Lineage: Eukaryota; Metazoa; Chordata; Actinopteri; Elopiformes; Megalopidae
Product: pancreas/duodenum homeobox protein 1-like
Exons: 3
Coding region: 1-549 (182 amino acids)
Biological process (GO): regulation of transcription by RNA polymerase II
Cellular component (GO): nucleus
Molecular function (GO): DNA-binding transcription factor activity, RNA polymerase II-specific; RNA polymerase II cis-regulatory region sequence-specific DNA binding
Source: RefSeq, a predicted model, not a curated record